Protopolystoma xenopodis is the source of this 824-nucleotide messenger RNA. The record is from the annotation of a GenBank genome assembly. Lineage: Eukaryota; Metazoa; Platyhelminthes; Monogenea; Polystomatidea; Polystomatidae.
AUUAUGAUUAUGUUGAUUAUAAUGACAAGGACGAUGAUGACGACGAUAAUGAUAACGAUGAUGAUGAUGGAGGUGGUGAUGAUGAUUAUUAUAAUAGUGGUGGUGGUAGUGGUGAUAAUGCUUAUGAUGAUGACGACGGCGAUGCUGCUGCCGCUGCUGAUAGUGAAUACGAUGAUGAUGAUACUGGUGGCCUCUUUCGUAUGGCCCGAUUGUGUUCCCGUCGAGCGGUUGCGACCUCGACGUCUGGCGCCGAGUCCUGGUCGACUCAGUCCAAUCUGAGGGUCAAUUCGGCAUGCUUUUGGAGGACUCAACUGCCUUUUCCGGCCGUUUCCAGCCCCCAUUCCGUUCGCAUUGCUCCUCUUGCCUCGUCCAGUGCCUGUAGGCGAAGAGGCGGAAGGUCAACGCUUCUGUUGAAGGCAUCAAGUCACACAAAGUUCUCCUCCACUCCUUCUCCGGUUCCCAAUCCUGUGCCGGCCAGCUGGAUCCAGACACUGUCGCAACUGAGGUCGCAUCUGCCCUUUUUUCUGACCCGACGCAAACUACGUCGAUCUGACCUGUCCACGAUCGGACCGACUGGAACAACUGGACAAACUGACAAUUCAUUAAAUUCGCCUCAACUUAGCUUGUGCUGCGCGAGCUCUGCUUUAACCGCGUUUUUGCCUCUUAACGAGCAUCCAACAACCGGUUGUCAAGCUGUUCAGUCUAGCCUCGACGUCUGCAGUGUUGUCCACGACAUUCACCUUUACUUGUGUUGGUCCGUUGUCUCACCCUUACACCAACCAUCUCUCCUAUUCACUACACUACACUUCACUACACUAAACUAA